GUAAGUUAAUAUGUUUAGGGCGAGACAUCUCAUCCGUCCCACAUCUGCCAUCACCCUCGGGCAUCCAAACCCUAUUCUCUCCUCUCCAUCAUCUUCUUUGAAUGCAUACAAUUUUCCCACAGUUCGAAAUUACAUCAGAAAUCGAGACAGUAACUAUGUGAAUAGGUGUCCCAUGAACUUUGGCGUCCUUUUUGUGCCGGAAGCGGAAGCUUUCGUGGUCCAGCGGUGUGGAAAGUUCACCCAGAUUCUACCCCCUGGAAUCAAUUUCUUGGUUCCCUUCGUAGAUAAAGUUGCCUACGUGCAUUCCUUGAAGGAGGAGGUCAUAAGUGUUCCUGACCAGUCUGCUACCACCAAAGACAAUGUCGAAAUUAGGAUUGAUGCAGUGCUUUAUGUCAAGAUUGUGGAUGCUUAUAAGGCCUCAUAUGGGGGUGGCUCAUAUGGGGGUGGAAGUCCUAUUGUUUUAGCUAUUAACCAUGCCCAGGCAGUCAUGCGUGACGCAAUCGGACUUAUGACUCUUGACAGGACAUUUGAGGGAAGAAACUACCUGAAUGAGAAAAUAUUGGAGGCACUUAAAGGUAGUGAGAGCGAUUGGGGCUUAAGUUGCCUUAGAUAUGAAAUAAGGGAUAUAACUCCUCCACGUGCGGUGAGGCAAUCUAUGGAGAUGCAAGCUGAUGCAGAACGCAAAAAAAGAGCUCUAAUUCUUUCUUCCGAAGGAGAUAGACAAAAGACCCUUAACAAGGCAGAUGGAGACAAGACUAGAGAUAUUUUAGCAGCAGAAGCCAAAAAGAGAACUGUAUGUUUAGUAGGAGAAGGAGAAGCGCAAGCCAUCAAGGCUAAAGCAGAUGCAGAAGCGCAAGCCAUCAGGGCUACAGCAGAUGCAGAAGCUUACGCCAUCCGUGCUAAAGCAGCUGCAACAUCCGAAGGUAUUGCUCUCAUGUCAAAGAGACUCGAGGAAAUUGGGGGUAAAGAGGCUGCCGCUUUGACUAUUGCUGAGCAAUACGUUAAUGCCUUUGGAAAUAUCGCUAAAGAGGGCACAACUGUGUUGCUUCCAUCUGCUGCUUCAGAUCCUGCUAGCAUGAUCUCUCAGGCACUGAGUAUCUACAAAAGAUUGAGUGACAAACACUCCUCAUGACUUACGUGAAAUUUGCGAAGAGUGAAAUAGAUCAAGUUUGACAUGGCGAAUACCUCAAUAAGUAGAUUUCUUGGGCUUUUUUUGCCUGCAACUUCUC
Molecule: messenger RNA, 1229 nt
Organism: Rosa chinensis
Lineage: Eukaryota; Viridiplantae; Streptophyta; Magnoliopsida; Rosales; Rosaceae
Product: stomatin-like protein 2, mitochondrial
Exons: 9
Coding region: 11-1132 (373 amino acids)
Cellular component (GO): membrane
Source: RefSeq, a predicted model, not a curated record